Messenger RNA from Engraulis encrasicolus (European anchovy), 3952 nucleotides. RefSeq names its product zinc fingers and homeoboxes protein 2-like. The coding region runs from base 607 to 3048 and encodes 813 amino acids. Gene Ontology annotation, biological process: regulation of transcription by RNA polymerase II. Gene Ontology annotation, cellular component: nucleus. Lineage: Eukaryota; Metazoa; Chordata; Actinopteri; Clupeiformes; Engraulidae. The transcript has 3 exons. The record is from RefSeq and is a predicted model, not a curated record. Gene Ontology annotation, molecular function: DNA-binding transcription factor activity, RNA polymerase II-specific; DNA binding.
GAACAGCAUACUUAAUAUUCAAUUACCUUGCACCUAGCCAGUGCAGGGGGCAGGAAUACGUCAAAACAACAGUGGUUCAUUCAUUUCAAAGUCGGAAGUCUCUGUUGUAGCACCUGCUGAAUGCCCACAUUGCUUUGCCCAAUCUAUCCGUUUGAUUGUUUGCCAGGUUUUCUUUAAAAGCUAACUUCCAAAAGUCCAGUAUGGAAGUGCAUCUUGUAUCGUAUGCAAAUACGUAUGCUGACGUAGAUGAUCAUGUGGGUUUUGGCGUAGAUCCCCCUGUGAUCGUGAAUUUUUUUCCGCUGUUGUCUGUAGGAUUCGGUAGAUCCUUUACAAAUAAUCCUUGUAUUUGCCUUAUCCGUGGAAGUCAAAACGUUUACUGGAACCUGUUUGUCAACAACCCAGCAUCCUAGAAUCGCAACGACGUAGACAGGUCAAGUGAUCUGUGAUGAGAUCUCAUGAAGUCCUCCAUUGGAGCUGACGUUACCAGUCAGCAGAAACGCCCCCCAGUCAGGAUUCUCCCGUCUACGGAUUCUCACCUCCUCCUCCUCCUCGCCCUCUCACCCACAGUUCUCCCACAAGGGAAGCAUCCUAUUGCCUUCCUCAACCAUGGCCAGCCGAAGAAAGUCUUCAACGCCCUGCAUGAUCCGACCUAGUGACAUCAUGAUGGAGCAGGAGGGGCCAGAUGACAUGGACGCGAUGGUCAGCGAUGGUGGUGGUGGUGAGGAGGUGGAGGAGAACGGAUCGGCGUUACCACCGCCACUGCUGCUCCCCGCCUGCGAGGACCGGGAGGAGACGCGGAAGAGCCCUCCGACCUUGGCCCGUGAAGUGACCGAGCCAGAGCGUACCGAACCAGAGCCCCCUCCGCGUCCGCAGCGUCGACUGCAGGGGGGCUACGAAUGUAAAUAUUGCACCUUCUCCACGCAGAACUUGAACGAGUUCAAGGAGCACGUGGACUCCAACCAUCCCAAUGUCAUUUUGAACCCAUUGUACCUGUGUGCCGUCUGUAACUUCAACACAAAGAAGUUCGACACUUUGACCGAGCACAACGAGAAGUUCCACCCUGGCGAAAGCAACUUCAAGUUCAGGAGAAUCAAGCUGAACAGCCAGACCAUUCUGGAACAGACCAUCGAGGGGUCGAACAGCGCGGUCAUCUACGAUGCGGGCAGCGGCCAAAGCGGAGAGGACUUUGGCACGUUCCCCCUCGGCAAGUCCACCGCAGUAAAGACUGGCAAGCCAAAAACUGACCACAAGCGUCCAUCGGUGGACGGUCAGCUCAGCCCGGACCUUCCCAAAAAGCAGAUCACUGCGGUGAAUGUGAAUGGAACCGUGAUCAUUCCGGACGCGUCGCUGAAAGACGGACUCUCUCACAUAAUGCCCUCCCUACAGCGCCCGCCCAACUUUAACCUCGUCCCGAAAAUAGCCGUGCCGUUGAACACUUCAAAGUACAACCCCUCCCUGGACGGUAACUUGACACUCAUCACCUCGUUCAACAAGUUCCCUUACCCGACCCAGGCGGAGCUCUCCUGGCUUACCGCCGCCUCCAAGCACCCCGAGGAGCAGAUCAAGGUGUGGUUCACAACACAGAGACUGAAGCAGGGCAUAAGCUGGUCACCGGAGGAGGUGGAGGAAGCUCGCAAGAAGAUGUUCAACGGCACCAUCCAACCGGUCCAACAGGCGUUCACCGUGCUACCUGCCCAACUGGCCCAAUCCAGCAAGUCCACACAGUCCCUGCUCCAGACACUCCCUUGUCAUCUGCUGGGGCAGUCUAGCCUGGUGCUGACUACGGUCGCCAACGGGUCACCGGUGACGUGCGCACCAAUCGCAUUGACUGUAGCGAGCCAAGUGGCACAGGCGGUCAAGAGGCCCCUCACGUCGCCCAUUGUUACCCCAGAGGUGAAACGACCCUCUAUUAUCAAGACCCUGCAGACCAACUCGGCCUCCCCUACUCCCAGCCUAUCAGACUGCAACAAAACCCCCGAUCAGAUAAGGGAGCUCAAGGCCAGUUAUUGCCUGUGCCAGUUCCCGGAUGACGAGGAGGUCUAUCGCCUUAUUGAGGUCACUGGUCUCUCCUGGGGUGAGAUCAAGAAGUGGUUCAGUGACCAGCGGCACAGUAGCCAUAAAGGUGCACAGCAGAUCAAGUCAGAGUUGCUGCUGAAGGAGAGCCAACUCCAGAAGUCCGUUCCCACCCAGUUCCCUCUCCUGGAGAGAGUGAAGGGUAAGACGUCGGAGCAGCUGCAGAUGCUUGAGGAGAGCUUUCAGCGAGCCAGCUAUCCAACACAGGCUGACAUUGACCAUCUAGUGGUGGACACCAAGCUCUCGAAGAACGAAAUCGACUGCUGGUUUACAGAGCGCCGAGCACUGCGCGACAACCUUGAGCAGGCCUUGCUGAACUCCAAGGGCUCCAAGCGGGGCUCGCAAAAUGGACUUCAAGACCAGGAGAACAGAGCUAGGUCCUCGCCUCUGCCUCUUCUCACAACCUCCACGUGUGCCGCAGCAGAGUCCAUCGACAGCAAGUCCCUAAGCCUUCUCAAGGACGUCUUCACCCAGACACAGUGGCCAUCUCCGGAGGAGUACAACCAUCUGGAAAUCCAGACUGGCCUUGCACGGACAGAGAUUGUGCGCUGGUUCAAGGACAGCCGCCUGGCACUGAAGAACGGAACUCUGGAGUGGAUGGAACAGUUCCAGAACCUGAGCAACAAGAAGCAGAACGGUCAGAGCUCUACCCUGCUGUCGGAGCAAGCGCAGAAUGUCCUUCAGAGGCACUUCCAGGACACUAAGACACUAAAGGGAGAGGACAUUGAACGGCUGUCCGAACGGUCGAAACUCACCAAUCAAGAAAUCGUGGACUGGUUUGCGUCCAAGCUGGGACACACGAUGUCCGACAUCAGCAAGGGCAGGGACCAAAUCGGACAGGCGAGCGUGGAUCACGGGAGAUGGGUGAAGGUUACUAUGGCAGCUGAUAAUGAGAGGGGCUGUUUGGAGACGCAGAAAGUGACCCCUGACCUUGAAGUGCUUACUGGAGAACACCCUGGCAGAGUUACGGGGUGAAACCGUUACGGAGACAAAGAAGAUGCCACAUACACUUGCCUAUGCCAUGGGAAAGGCAGUUGCAUUUUGAUACUGGGAACCAAUGAUUUCAUACUUGGAAUGUGAUGUCAUCGGCCCCAUCAACAGUUUGUGUGGAGCACUGACCUGGAGGGCUGAACCAUGGAGUGCCAAAGCUGGACUGCUACUUUAUCACACUCGUUUGAGAGAUUUAAAAAAAAAGGGCCCUUGUAAAUAUUUUUUUCUAUAAUGGCACCGAUUUGUACAAUUUUUUUGGAAAAGGGGAAGUUUUGUUACAUUUAUAAUAGAGGAGCCCUUGACCAUUUCGCUUAAAAACCUUUGCAAAGGAAUGUUAAACAGUUUUGUGAGAGGACCGCUAAACCAGGCUGUCUGGUUUAAUUUGUCAUACUUUAUAUUCACAAGACUACAGUUGUGGUCCGUGGUGGCACUUAUUACAGUUAUGUCAGUAAGGACAAGCAGCAACAGAUAACAGACUUCUUGGAAUCCUGGACAUCUCUUCAAUGGACCACACAAACACUGCCUGCAAUCUCAUUAAAAAAAAAAACAAUAAACUCAUCAAGGAGUUAAAAGGUGGACAUAAUCAAAAUGAAUCAAUAGUUAUGCACAGUACUUGUUUUUUUUGUAUUAGUCAUUGUUUGCAAUAUUUCUGCCGCUGGUCUUAUGUCGACUCUGCUUGUAUUCAAGGUAGCGCCAUUUCAACUGCAAAAAAAGACUAGAUUUCCAAUAGCUCAAUGAUCUUCUGUUUUCUUCCCUCGGCUGCUGCUAUGGUGUCAUGUUCGGACAUGUAUCAGGAAUACUGUACUGCUACCGAGAAUUCUGCUUGCUUUUUUAAAAAAAGAAAAAAAAACAGUCUGCUGUAACUCAAUAAAACACAACCAAGUGAUCA